CCACCUCCGCCAUCCCCAACGCCACCUCCUCAGGCCCCACAAGAUGCAGUUUGAGAUGCACGACCGCGUGAAAGGCAAAGCCAUGUCCUACCCGGUGACCAGCCAGCCCCAAUGCGCCAGCAGUUGCUACCAGACCCAGCUCAGCGACUGGCACACGGGUCUCACGGAUUGUUGCAAUGACAUGCCCGUCUGUUUAUGCGGCACAUUUGCGCCACUGUGCCUCGCCUGCCGCAUCUCGGACGAUUUCGGCGAGUGCUGCUGCGCGCCCUACCUGCCCGGUGGCCUGCACUCCAUCCGAACUGGGAUGCGCGAGCGUUACCAUAUCCAGGGCUCCGUCGGGAACGACUGGGCGGCCCUCACGUUUUGUCUGCCCUGCGCCCUCUGCCAGAUGGCGCGGGAACUGAAGAUCCGGCAGUGAAAGUGUUGCCCACCCUCCCCAUCCAUGCCCACCGGUCCCACC
Chrysochloris asiatica (Cape golden mole) is the source of this 460-nucleotide messenger RNA. RefSeq names its product cornifelin (gene CNFN). NCBI's taxonomy places the organism in Eukaryota, Metazoa, Chordata, Mammalia, Afrosoricida, Chrysochloridae. The transcript is spliced from 4 exons. Gene Ontology annotation, cellular component: cornified envelope. The record is from RefSeq and is a predicted model, not a curated record. Bases 44 to 418 code for a protein of 124 amino acids.